This is a messenger RNA of Aureobasidium subglaciale EXF-2481, 2130 nucleotides long. RefSeq lists its product as uncharacterized. The coding region runs from base 1 to 2130 and encodes 709 amino acids. Lineage: Eukaryota; Fungi; Ascomycota; Dothideomycetes; Dothideales; Saccotheciaceae. The record is from RefSeq and is a predicted model, not a curated record. The transcript has a single exon.
AUGUACUCUUGGGAUGCCGAAGUCUCCCCUACCUAUACGUCCCUAGAUGUACCUCGGCCAUUCGCUGAAACUCAUCGUGACUCUACCGGAUCCUCUGUCUACUCUUUACCUGACAACCCUGCUCCUGACGUCCCACAAGUCUCUCAACAGGUCGCCAGACCUUUGUAUCAACCGAAUCGUCGCCCACCAUUAGGUCCACCUCCUUCAGCCCGUCGAGGUCCUGCGUCGUACUACCCACAGACGAACCACGUCGCGCCCAUCCUCGAGGAAUCUGACCAUCAACGAGGAUUGCACGAUUCAAAAAGUUCUUUCGCGUCUAGCAAUGCAAUUCCCAUCGGAAUCUCCAGACACCUUGCUGAUCAGCACGACAUGCUUCAAGCCGAAAAUUCUCCUUUCCAGGACCAGUACGAGGACUCUGACUCGAGCGAGACUGAACAAAUGCGCCCUGCUCUUGUUCGCCAGGCCAGCAUUGGUCGGAAAUCGGUACCGGUCUUGACCACGAUUAAGAAUGGUGAUCUACGACCGGAUAGUCAGACGCGACCCUUGGGUCCAAUCAGUACGCAAAGUUCUUCAAACGGGCGAUCUGUUCAUCAUGACAUGCGACGUGGCAGUGCGCCUGAAGACAUCGAGUCGGAGAUGUUAGAGAUGAAUCUCCCAAUGGUUGACAUUUCUCCAGAAGAACGAUCUGGAGAGUCUUAUCCCACACUCUCUGCAAGGACCAGUAGCAGUGACAUUCUAGACAAAGACGCUAUCGUAACCAGUUAUGAGAAUGCUAGUCUUCCUUCGAAUUACUCUGAGAAGCACAGUAGUCAGAGAUUGGAGAAACAAACAACACUUGCAGAAAGAGUCGGGUCUAGACGGCCUCCUAGGCUGAACGUGGAUGCUGUUCGAGAGGCAGAAGCACGUGGCAGUCUUACCAGCCUUCCAGAUCUCAUCCGCAGAGCCACAAAAGUCGCAUCUAACCUCGAUCGUGGUAGAACUGCCAGUCGGCUUGGAUUCAAUUUCUUCGAGGAUGAAGCGCAGAAGGCUCACGCUCCCGAGAACAGACGAUCUGGUUCGCUCUCUGAUAUCCUCGCUUCUUUCCCGCCGCCCGGUCUUGCUACUCCCACAGGCUCCAGAGGAGGGUCAAGAGGAUCGAAGGCGAUGCCAUGGACCUCAAAUUUGCAACACAGUUCUCUUACUUCUGAGAGUGAUCUUGGCGAGGCACAUGAACAACGAAGAGCGUGCUGUGGUAUGCCACUGUGGCUGUUCCUGACGCUGCUCUUGCUCGUGAUCAUCCUUAUUGCUGCUGCCGUCUUGAUUCCCAUCAUUCUAGUUGUCAUCCCGCAACAAAACGGGUCUCACAACAGUGCGUCAGCCUCUGCGCUUGCUACAUGCCAGCAAUCUCUCGACUGCCGAAAUGGCGGCAUCAAUAUCCUAGGCAGUGACGGAAGUUGCAGCUGUUUAUGCGUCAAUGGAUUCGCAGGUUCUGAAUGCUCACAGUCUUCGAGUGUAUCAUGCACAACAACAAAUGUCGGUAACGUGAACAACGCGACAUUAGGAGAUUCGAUACCUCGUCUCCUAACUGGUUCAGGGACAAACUUCAGCAUCCCACUCAAUGCUUCGAACAUUCUGGGUCUCUUUGCUUCAUCGAAGCUCACAUGCACUUCCGAGAAUGCACUCGUCACAUUCAACGGUCUUUCCGCUCGAGCUCUCAGGGACGAGGUACUCGAAAGCAAUUCAUCCCCCACAAAGGUUUUAUCAGAGCGUGCGGACUCCACGUCUGUGGCUGGAGCUGCUGUCACCAGCAACGGCAUUGUCUUUGCAAGUGGAUCGGCGCGCACUGCAUCACCAUCGCCAGUGCCUUCGGACUCCAGUGGCAAUUCAUCAUCUUCUUCCCUAUCAUCGCCAUUGUCUGACGCGACAACACUUGACUUCGCACGCGUCGCGGUACUAUUGGUAUUCCAGGAGUCAGGACAAUUGAACGAUGCUAUCACUGCUCAAGAGAAUCUCCAGAGUUACUUUACGUCUGGAACUACCAGCACUGGGCAAUUGAUCAACGCCUCGGGCAUCGAUCUUGGUGCCAACAUGAGCGCAAAUCUCUUGAAGCGCUCUGUUACGUUAUCCAAUGGCACCGUCAUCGGUGCUUAG